UACAGACAGAGGACCAGGUCUCUGAGAAGCCCACCCAACUGAAAACACUGCAGAACUGCAGCCUCCUUCACAGCAACCAUGAGUGAGAACACUGAUAAGAUGCAGGACAGUCUCUGGCAGUUGAGAUGUCACUUCACAUGGGGGCUGCUAUUGGAAGACAAUGAAAUGCCAGAUUUAGAAAGCAGGGUCUUGGAACAGAUUGAGUUCCUAGACACCAAAAACAAUGUGGGGAUUCACAACCUCCUGGCUUAUGUGAAGCACCUGAAAGGCCAGGAUGAGCAGGCCUUGCAGACCCUGAGAGAAGCUGAAGACUUGAUCCAGAGGGAGCACGCAGACCAGGCAGACAUGAGAAGCCUGGUGACCUGGGGCAACUAUGCCUGGGUGUAUCACCACAUGGGCAGAUGGGCAGAAGCCCAGGUUUACCUGGACAAGGUGGAGAACACUUGCAAGAAGUUGGCAAGUCCCUCCCGCUACAGGCUGGAGUCUCCUGAGAUGGACUGUGAGGAAGGAUGGGCCUUGCUGAAGUGUGGAGGACAGUAUUACAAGCGGGCCAAGGCCUGCUUUGAGAAGGCUCUGGCAGUGGAGCCUGAAAACCCUGAAUUCAGCCUGGGGUUCGCCAUCACUGCCUACCGCCUAGAUUACAUUCAUGAAGAUGUAAUUUCUCUAGACCCCUUGAGUAAGGCUGUCCAACUAAAUCCAGAUAAUACGUACAUUAAGGUUCUCCUUGCCCUGAAGCUCCAAGAUAUAGGACAGGAAGCUGAGGGAGAACACUACAUUGAGGAAGCUCUGAGCAGCAUGUCCUCCCAAACCUACGUCUUUCGAUAUGCGAGUAAGUUUUACCGCAAAAAAGGCUGUGUGGAUAGAGCUAUUCAGCUCUUGGCAAAGGCCUUGCGGGCCGUACCCCACUCUGCCUUCCUGCAUCACCAAAUGGGGCUUUGCUACAGGGCAAAACUGUUGCAAAUAAAGAAAGCUAAAGACAUGCAGUCUAGCGGGCAGGAUAGAGAACAUGUGGACAGAAUAGUAAGAUUAGUCAUAUUUCAUUUUGAAUUUGCUCUGCAAAAAAAGCCUACAUUUGCUUGUGCUCUUCUACAAUUGGCACGUAUGUAUGUUGAAGCAAAGGAUUACAGAAAAGCUGAAGACAGCUACCGGAAGUUGUUAUUGAUGAAACCAUAUGAGGAGCAAGUACUGGUCGAUGCACAUUUCUACUAUGGUCAAUUUCAGGAAUUUCAUAAGAAUUCUGAAGUUGGUGCAAUUAAGCAUUACUUAAAAGUGGUAAAAACAGAAAAGGCCUCAUUUUUAAGGGAUAAAAGUAUGAAGUCUUUAGAGAAAUUAGCCUUAAGGAAACUUCAGAGAAAUGCAUUCGACCUGGAAGGCCUGAGCCUCAUGGGUUUUGUCUACAAAUUGAAAGGAAAAGUGAAAGAAGCCCUGGUGUACUAUGAGCAGGCCCUGCACCUGGCUGCUGGUUCUAAGAAUACUGGGGGACAUGAUCCCUAGGCACUGAAAUAUCAGUCACUUUCACAUUUUAUUCUCUUUAAGGUUCAUAUGCACUAUAAUCAUCUAUUCUGUUUGCUGCUUUCAAAAACAUAUCAUGUAAUUCAUUGUAAUGAUAUAAUUUCUGAACAAUUAUGCAAACAACGUAAACAAUGUAACCUUAG
Sciurus carolinensis (gray squirrel) is the source of this 1655-nucleotide messenger RNA. RefSeq names its product interferon-induced protein with tetratricopeptide repeats 1-like. Gene Ontology annotation, cellular component: cytosol. Bases 79 to 1494 code for a protein of 471 amino acids. Gene Ontology annotation, molecular function: protein binding; RNA binding. Lineage: Eukaryota; Metazoa; Chordata; Mammalia; Rodentia; Sciuridae. The record is from RefSeq and is a predicted model, not a curated record. The transcript is spliced from 2 exons. Gene Ontology annotation, biological process: defense response to virus.